CCUCUGCUCUCCACCCUCGGCCGGUGAGCCUGCCUCCCACCUCUGCCAGUCCAUACUCAAGCCUCUGCACGGGGUGAGCAGCACACAACUCCUUCCCCGGAACCAUACCCACGCGCCCACAUGUGGCUCUGCUGAUACCCUGGUGUCUCCUGCCGUGCUCCUGGCAGCCCUGUCCUCCUCCCCAGCUCCUGGGGACGCGGGCUAAGCUCUCCAGCACCCUCGCGCCCAGGCGGCAUGAUGGAGGCUGCCCUGCUCCAGGGGCUGCUGCUCCUCCUCUUCUUCACUGCCCGGCUGCUCUACCAGCACAAUGCCACCUUCAACUACUUCUGCAAGGUGGCCUUCUUUAACUGCUGGGUUGUGGCCAUGGCCACUCUCCUCUCCCCCUUGGCGGCUCUUCGGGGACGCUCCGUGGAGAACAUGAAGCUCCUGCGCGCUGCGAUCCGGCCCCUCAAGCACCUGUAUGGCAUCAAGAUGCAGGUGCGGGGCUCUGAGCAUCUGAAUACCGAGGAGCCCUACGUGAUAGUUUGCAACCACCAAGCUUCCCUUGACCUCAUGGGCAUGGUGGAAGUGAUCCCCGACCGCUGCGUGCCCAUCGCCAAGAAGGAGCUCAUGUACAUGGGCACUGUGGGGUGGGCCUGCUGGCUCAGCGGCAUCAUCUUCAUUGACCGCCACAAGAGGGGAGAUGCCAUAGAUGUCAUCUCCCAGACGGCCAAGACCAUACGGCGUGAAAAUCUCCGGGUGCUGAUUUUCCCCGAAGGCACCAGAAACCAGGACAAAUCCAUGCUGCCCUUCAAGCGCGGGGCUUUUCACUUGGCUGUGCAGGCUCAGGUUCCCAUUUUCCCCAUUGUGAUCUCCCCAUACUGGGACUUCUUCAGCUCCAAGGAUAAGAAAUUCACCUCUGGGACAUGUACCAUCCAAGUCCUCCCCAAGAUAGAAACCCAGGGCCUGAGCCCGAAGGAUGUCCCCGAGCUAACAGAGACCAUCCGCAAAGCCAUGGUUGAUGUCUUCUCUGAGAUGGUUGCAAAUCAGCGGGGGGACCAGCGCGCUGAGCACCCUCUGCCCCCGUGCUCUACUGGAGCCACCAAGGGGACUGGCAGCCCACGGCACAAGGGGGACACAGCUGGGACCAGUGAUUAGGCAAAGGAACAGAACCCCUUGGGGCAUCGGGGAGGUGGCACAGUCACAGGCUGGGCCACGCUGUUCCCCUGUCCCCUGUAGAUGUGCCUGCCGGGCUUGCAGCAGAAUGGUGCCCUGGUGUGAGGGGAAGCAGAGCAGGGUGGGAGGCAGCGUUGAAAACAGAGCAAGGUGCCCCAGAAACCCCUUGCAAUGAUGUGUGUCUCCCCCAGACCUGGUGAUGUGCAGCCGGCCCAGCCUGCGGGCUCCAUCCAGUGGGAUGGAUCCUGCCCACGCAAGGGGCGAAGGGCUGGGUGUGCCAGGUAGAGCUCACUGCACCAUUCUCCAUCCGUCGUGGUGUGGUUCACCCGUGGGCUUGUUCAGUUGCUUCCUGCCAGGGGAAGCUGCAAGCCAUGGUCCUACUGGCAGCGCUGUCCUCGUGCAGCCACCCGUGGGGAGGGUGCAGAGCACACGGUGUGGCUGGGGGGGGACGGGAGGAACGUGGGGAGGGGGAUAUUGCCAUGUGGGAAGAGCAACCUCGAUGCAGAGGAUGGUGCAAGAUUAAAGAGUCCACAA
This is a messenger RNA of Cygnus olor (mute swan), 1689 nucleotides long. RefSeq names its product 1-acyl-sn-glycerol-3-phosphate acyltransferase alpha-like. Gene Ontology annotation, cellular component: endoplasmic reticulum; membrane. Lineage: Eukaryota; Metazoa; Chordata; Aves; Anseriformes; Anatidae. The record is from RefSeq and is a predicted model, not a curated record. Gene Ontology annotation, biological process: phosphatidic acid biosynthetic process. Gene Ontology annotation, molecular function: 1-acylglycerol-3-phosphate O-acyltransferase activity. The transcript has 6 exons. Bases 235 to 1137 code for a protein of 300 amino acids.